This is a messenger RNA of Melanotaenia boesemani (Boeseman's rainbowfish), 2636 nucleotides long. RefSeq names its product immunoglobulin superfamily member 21-like. The record is from RefSeq and is a predicted model, not a curated record. Gene Ontology annotation, biological process: heterophilic cell-cell adhesion; homophilic cell-cell adhesion. Bases 1 to 1476 code for a protein of 491 amino acids. Gene Ontology annotation, cellular component: adherens junction. Lineage: Eukaryota; Metazoa; Chordata; Actinopteri; Atheriniformes; Melanotaeniidae. The transcript is spliced from 9 exons.
AUGCUAAACUACCCGUUUUUACUGUAUUUUGGAUUAAUCCUGUCCUGUGUUGUUCUGUGUUCGGCAGGUUAUUUGACCGUCUCCAUUGAGCCUCUUCCUCCUACAGUCAUUGGAGACACAGUCACGCUCAAGUGCAACUUCCAAACAGAUGGAAACCUCCGAGAGAUUGUGUGGUUUCAGGUCAUGGAAGGAGGCAACGCCAAGCAAAAAAUUUUCACCUAUGAUGCCAUGUACAACACCAGUUACACCCACAUGGAAGACGGGCACAGACGAGAGGAUCUGGUGUACCAGUCAACAGUCAGACUUCCAGAGGUAAAGAUGGAUGAUGAUGGCCUGUAUGAGUGCCACGUGGGCAUCUAUGACAGGAGUUCCAGAGACAAAGUGAUUCUAGCAUCCAGCAGCAUCACGCUCACUGUCAUCGUACCUCCCAAGUCUAUCUCCGUGGAGGUGGCCAACAGCCCAGCUCCAUUCAGCCGUUACGAAGCCCAGAACUUCACUCUGGUCUGCACUGUUAAAGGAGCAAAGCCAGCUCCUGUGGUGUACUUCAAACGGGAUGGCGAGCUCAUCGAUGUGUUUCCAGCAGUCCAGUCUUCAUCCUCAGUGGGAUAUCAAAACAAGGGCUCUGGUCCAGACAAGACCUCGGCAAGGAGUCCGGCAGGACUGUGGAGUUCCCAAGUUCUCACCAAGGCAGAUCUUGAUGACACCAAACUCCAAAAGUCCCAGUCCCUUCUGGAGCAAGAGGAGAAGUCUACCCAGCUCAGCCAAAAUGGCCCAGAUGCCCUCCAACAAGAGGAAGAGGAAGAGUCCAAGUUAAAGCCUGAACCAACCACAGAGGUGAUUCCUGAGACAGUCGUGAGCCGAGAGUUUCCUCGUUGGGUCCAAAGCAGUGACCCACUCUACUACUUCCAGCACUGGCAGCAGGCAACAGGUGAUGGUACCAUGGAGGUGAAAGCGAUGCUGACCUGGAGCCUCAACCCCCAACUGGACAAUGAGGCUCUGUUCAGCUGUGAGGUCAAGCACCCAGCUCUGUCCAUGCCCAUGCAGGCCGAGGUCACACUUGCUGCUCCCAGAGGACCAAAGUUAACCAUGACGCCCAGUAAGGCCAAAGUGGGAGACACAGUGCGAAUCACUGUCCAGGGCUUCCAGCUUGGACCUUCUGCAACUGAGGUCUUCCCUGAGCCCAUGUUCACCUGGACCAGGGUCGGUGGGAGUUUGCUGGAUGGCACAGAGAAGCACGAUGGGAGGGAGCUGGUGCUGGAGAGGGUUCCUGCUGAGCUCAAUGGGUCCAUGUUCCGCUGCACAGCACAGAACCCACUGGGCUCCACAGACACACAUACCCGCCUCAUUGUGUUUGAUAACCCAAGGCUGAAAAAAGAGAAAGAGCAUUAUGUAGCCAUCAACGCAGGUGCCCGGCAACACUCCAUCCUGUUAAAGUCCAUCCUGCUGCUGCUGAGACUCACCUGCGAGCUGACAUGACCCGAGACUCUGCAGAUCCCAAACCAGCACUGUACCCCACCUGCUAGUAGUUGAACCUCCAUCAGGAGAAAAGACACUUAUCGCUGAUCCAGCAUCAGACUCUGGGGCCCCCACAUGCUGAGAUGCUAUUGGAGGAUGAUGAUCCUGCUUGUGUAAGGUCUGGCCAAUCAGCAUAACCAGAUCUCAUGCUGAUCCUAGACCAGAUGGCUCCUCCUGUGGCGUCUAUAAAAUGAGAGGUUUCAUUUCCUGAACCGUGACGGUCUCAUCACUGCUUCUCUCCACAGUCUCAGAACACCACGACAAAGUUCUUCUUCUUUUGCUCCUCUGAUGUGCACAGAUACUGAAGCAGGAUUAUUUACCCUUUUUACUUCAGGGGCCAGAUGCAUAUAUCAUGUGUACACCCAAAAACCCUUUAGACCUUUUUCUCCACACACACUGGGAUUUUUAAAGUAAGUAUGGGGAAAAGGUGCACACAUCAUGCAUUGCUCAAGCUGUGCAUACACCCAUUUUAGGAGAAUUUAAGCUUGAUGUGAUGAGCUGGAGGCAUCAGAAACAAUACAGCAGAAUUUGCUCCUUUGUAUGAUAAUGCUAUUUUCUGACUUUGAUUCUUAUUAUAUUUUAUAAUAUAGACUUUAAUUAUGGUGGCUUUAAAUAGCUGCAGCUGUGUGUAACAGUCUUUAUGAGGAUGGCAACUCUGAAGUUGAAAAAUGUCACCAAGGAGACACUGAGAAGAAAUAUGUAGACAUUGUUCUGGUGAUGGUCAGCUCAUGUGCUGCUUAAGGCUUCCAAAAACUCUUUUUAUGAAACAGCCAACAUACCAUUAUACAGUAUUUACAUCUGCACCUACCUCCUGAUGAUUCAACACACACAGAAAGGCUUAGGUUUAUUUCUAAAGAUGACAGACACCUGAACCCAAACUAGGAGUUGCAGCCAAAGGUUUUGUCUCUGAAGGGUCCUUUACUCUGAACCCAUCUCUCCUUAUACAGUUUUUUUUCCUUACUGCUGCUUAAUGGUGAUGCAAACACAAGCCAAUGAUGAAUUAGAGUGUCUGCAUACAUUAAUGAAUAAAGGUGUGGUGUAAAUGAGGAUCCUGCAUGUAGGUAUAGUUACAUGAGGACUGAGUUUUGCUUUGUUUUUAAAUACAUACACUUUAUUAUUCA